AGGUCGGCGCCGGCCGCACUUACAACAUGGCGGCGUCCGGGGCGGCGGCGCGCAGAGCGGGACCCCGAGCGGCGCCCCCGGCCCGGGCCUCGCGCCUGCCGCGGCUGCUCGUGCUGCUGGCGGCGGCGGCGACGGGGCCGGGCCCGGGCCCGGGCGGCGCGGCACAGCUCUACCGGCCGGGCCAGGACGCCGUGUGGGUGCUGGACAGCGGCGGCGUGCGGAGCGCCACGGCCAACAGCUCGGCGGCGUGGCUCGUGCAGUUCUACUCCUCGUGGUGCGGCCACUGCAUCGGCUACGCGCCCACCUGGCGGGCCCUGGCCGCGGACGUGCGAGACUGGGCUGCUGCCAUCCGGGUGGCUGCGCUGGACUGCGCGGACGACAAGAACCAGGAUGUGUGCCGUGCCUACGACAUCCGCUUCUAUCCCACCUUCCGGUAUUUCAAGGCCUUUACGAGGGGGUUCUCGACCGGAGAGAGCUUCAAAGGACCCGACAGAGAGCUGCGGACAGUGAGGCACACGAUGAUCGACUUCCUGCAGAACCACACGGAGGGCCGCCGGCCGCCGGCCUGCCCGGCCCUAGACCCGAUCCCGCCCAGCGAUGUCCUUGCCCUCCUGGCCUCGGGCAGCGGCCGGCAUGUGGCUGUUUUAUUUGAAACCAAUGGCUCGUACGUUGGCCGAGAGGUGGCCUUGGACCUGGUUCCCUACGAGAACGUCGUUGUCCACCGAGCCCUGGAUGGGGACAAGGCGCUGCUGGAGAAGCUCGGCGUCACCUCGCUGCCCUCUUGCUACCUCGUGCACCCCAAUGGGUCACACGGCCUCGUCCACGUCGCGAAGCCACUCCGCUCCUUCUUCACAUCUUACUUGAAGUCACUGCCCGGCGUGAGGAGGAAGCCGCCCGCCCUGCCCGCGAGGCCCAGUGAGGACAGCGCGGUGACCGUGGUCUGGAGAGAGUUUGACAAGCAAGUACCCCUGCCUCCCUCGGACCCUCCCUGGAGGCCGGCCCGGGGUGGCGGUCUGGAAGGGCGGGCGGCCCCGCUGACACGUGCUCCCGCUCCUAGGUCGAAGCUGUACUCAGCCGACCUGGAGUCGGGCCUGCACCACCUCCUGCGGGUGGAGCUGGCCACCCACAGGUCCCUGGAGGGGGCCGAGCUAAAGACACUCAAGGACUUUGUCACGGUCAUUGCCAAGUUGUUCCCUGGCCGGCCACCAGUCAGGAAGCUGCUGGAGACGCUGCGGGAGUGGCUGGCCAGUCUGCCCCUGGACAGGGUCCCCUACAGCGCCAUCCUUGACCUGGUGGACAACAAGAUGCGGAUGGCCGGAAUGUCCCUCCCUAACCGCACCACGUGGGUGGGAUGCCAGGGCAGCCGCCCGGAGCUCAGGGGUUACCCGUGCUCACUCUGGACCUUGUUCCACACCCUGACUGUGCGUGCUGCCACCCACCCGGAGGCCCUGCUGGGCACAGGCCUGGAGGAUGACCCACACGCGGUGCUGCAGACCGUACGGAGGUACGUGCAUAGCUUCUUUGGCUGCAGGGAGUGCGGGGAGCACUUUGAGAACAUGGCCAAGGAGUCCCUGGACACAGUGAAGACCGCAGACCAGGCCAUCCUGUGGCUCUGGCGGGCACACAACGCCGUGAACGGGCGCCUCGCAGGCCACCUGAGUGAAGACCCUGCGUUCCCCAAGGUCCCAUGGCCCUCGCCAGACCUGUGUGCCGCCUGCCACGAGGAGGUCAGAGGUCUGCACAGAUGGGCCGAGGGCCGUGUCCUGGCCUUCCUGAAACACCACUACGGCGCCCACAACCUCCUCCAUGCCUACGCCGAGGACCUGGACGACGGUGCGGGGGGCACAGCCCCGGGCAGGAGCCUCCGGCCGGCUGCACCCUCCAAGAGCUGGCGCCACAGGCUGGACAGCGGGCUGCACGGAGCCCGGCAGGAGGCUGAGGCGGCUGCGCCCGUCCUGGGCGUGGGCUUCUCCAGCCUGGACAUGAGUCUGUGUGUGGUCCUCUACGUGGCUUCGUCGCUCUUCCUCAUGGUCAUGUACUUCUUCUUCCGGGUGAGGGCCAAGCGCUGGAAGGUCAGGCACCACUCCCCGGCUGUGUAGUGGCCAGCCCUGCCCCUCUUGUCACUC
Ochotona princeps (American pika) is the source of this 2126-nucleotide messenger RNA. It is a transcript of the gene QSOX2, whose product is annotated as quiescin sulfhydryl oxidase 2. Gene Ontology annotation, molecular function: protein disulfide isomerase activity; flavin-dependent sulfhydryl oxidase activity. The transcript has 11 exons. Gene Ontology annotation, cellular component: Golgi membrane. Lineage: Eukaryota; Metazoa; Chordata; Mammalia; Lagomorpha; Ochotonidae. Gene Ontology annotation, biological process: protein folding. Bases 27 to 2099 code for a protein of 690 amino acids. The record is from RefSeq and is a predicted model, not a curated record.